This is a messenger RNA of Suillus discolor, 1020 nucleotides long. RefSeq names its product Rrp15p-domain-containing protein. The transcript has 3 exons. NCBI's taxonomy places the organism in Eukaryota, Fungi, Basidiomycota, Agaricomycetes, Boletales, Suillaceae. The coding region runs from base 15 to 719 and encodes 234 amino acids. Gene Ontology annotation, biological process: maturation of 5.8S rRNA; maturation of LSU-rRNA. The record is from RefSeq and is a predicted model, not a curated record. Gene Ontology annotation, cellular component: preribosome, large subunit precursor.
GGUUCAACCACAUCAUGCCCGCUAAACGGCUAAGGCUAUCAGAAGAUAGCGAUGUUGACGCGUCUGGUGCAGACCACGAACAGAGUGACAAUGAUCUCGAUGCUGCACAGCAGUCCACGACCUCUGCUUCUUCAUCAGAAGACAACGAUUCUCCGGACACGGAGGCUGAAAUUGCGGAUAAAAGAAUAACAAAGUCGAAGAAAACAUUAAAACGAAAGCGGCGGGCAACAGAGCCCUCGCAGUUUGGUGCUACCUUGCAAGGCCUGCUUGACACCAUUGCACCGUCAGACCUGCCGCUAUCGCUCAAACCUUCUAUCGCGCGCCAGAAAAAUGGUGCAAAGCUUGAAUUGAAGGCCCACAAAGUGAUUCAAAUAGAGAAGAAGGAAAAGGCGGAUAAAGGACAUAUACGGGAUGUUAUCGGAGGUUGGGGCGGCGAGAGCGAACGCUCUUUGCGCAAGGUUGCUCAACGAGGAGUGGUGAAACUCUUUAAUACUAUUCAACAAUCGCAGGCAGCGGCAGGCAUCGCCGCCGAACAGUCAAAAGGUUUGCGAGGAACAGGGAAACCUACGCUUCCAGCGCCCCUGUUGGACAAGAAGCCGAAAGGAAAACUAAAGGCCAAGCACAAGGACAAUAUUAUCGGGAGAGGAAAUCCAGCGACAAUUGGGAAGGACGAUUUCUUCGACAUGAUCAGGUCAGGUGGAAUCGUCUCAAAAGUGUAGGCGUCUUGUGCCUAGUCUCCCCCACACAGACCGUAGACGAAUAGAGUCAACCGUUUCUGUUACGUUGGCGUGACAUCUGCCCAAAUGGUUCAUCAGGGACUAGUAGGCUCAAAACACCUUACUCGUCGCAGCUCGCAGUGGAGGAACUCAGGUUGUAUUGAUAACAUUGGACAGUGUACGACAGCUGGUAACGUUCGCAUUCGAGAGCGACCAAUUACUUCGUGCAAUAUGAUAUGGACAACCCCUUUGUGCCACAAUUCUCAGUCUCAUCUCCGUCUACCGCUGGCAUCGAUGCACCCGC